AGAAGAAGAAGAAGAAGAAGAAGAAAAAGGAGGAGGAGGAACAACAACAACAAACGUGCAAGAUAACCCUCUAAAAAUGUCGUGUUGUGCUGUUGGGUGUCGUAAUAGAAAUGGCCAAAAAGAUGGGCUUCAUUUUUAUAGAAUACCGUCGUCGAGGACGCCAUUUGAUAAUAAACGUCGGCUUUUAUGGUUGCAAGCCCUUAAACGGACAGACUGGAGUGAAGUAAACAUCCGAAAUUCUCGUGUCUGCAGUGCUCAUUUCAUAUCGGGGGAGGCGUCCAUGGAUCCAAAAAGUCCAGACUUUGUUCCUUCAUUGUUCUCUUAUGAAAGCCAUUGUAUGGAACUUCCAAGAAAAAGGGAAAGUUAUAGGUACAAUAAGAAGAUAAAGAUAGGUGAAUCUUUCAGCAUGUCCUCUCAGGCUGACACAUCAGGCUCUCUUACUGUGCCUCAGGAGUCCUUCACCAUGGAGCCAACAACAGACUCCAAACCUAUAGUCUGUAAAGAGGAGCCUUGUACAGAUGAAGAAAACAACAUGAUCCUGAUCCCUGUAGCCGUCUACAGUAAACUCAAAGUCCAGAAUGAAGAGCUUGUAACAGAGUGUAACAACUUACGCACACAAUGCAACAUACUCAAAGAGGAGAACGAGCAGCUGAAGGAGGAGCUGGGCAGCAGGAAGUUUUCUUUCAGCUCGAUUGUAAACAAAGCUCAACAGUUCCUUUUUUUCACUGGUCUGACCACUAUAGCUUUUGAGUGGUUGCUGUCAAAAUUGAAAGACAGCGUAGCGGUUGUGCAUGGAAAUUUGAGCUUGGAAGAUCACCUUUUAGUUGUGUUAAUAAAACUGCGCAUAGGAUUAAGCAACAGAGACAUCAGCUAUAGGUUUAAUGUACCAGAUUCUGCCAUUUCCAGAAUUUUAAAAAACUGGCUUCCUAUAAUGGCACAGACAUUAAAACCAUUCAUCAUAUGGCCAACCAGGAAGGCUGUUCAAAGGAAAAUGCCAACAUGUUUUAAAAGGAAAUAUAGCCAAUGUCGGUGUAUAAUUGAGUGCACAGAGAUUUUUAUAGAUAGACCUAAUAAUCUUACUGCUCGAGCACAGACAUGGUCGAAUUAUAAACAUCACAAUACAGUUAAAUACUUAGUUGGGAUAACACCAGGAGGAGCAAUUUCAUUUUUGUCACCAGGUUUCGGUGGCCACGUUUCUGACAAAGAACUAACGUUAAAAUCAGGAUUCUUUGAGCUGCUGGAGCCGAAAGAUGAAAUUUUGGCUGAUCGAGGGUUUUUGAUUAGGGAGGACUUAGCAGCAUACGGAGCCACCCUUCGUAUCCCACACUUCACAAAAGGCAAGAAUCAGAUCUCUGGUCAUGAAGUUGACACACCAAGAAAGCUGUCAAACGUGAGAAUACACGUGGAAAGAGUCAUUGGUCGAUGGAAGAAAUUUAGAAUUUUAACAUCUGUAAUUCCAUUUACUCAGGUGGACAUGCUGGAUGAUAUGGUGACUGUGUGCGGGGCAUUAACAAAUCUUUGCCAAAGUGUAGUGCUUAAAAGAAAGACACACUAAGCACAAUGGAUGGGUUUCCAGGGUUUCAUUAUGUACUAACUGUUUUUUUCUCUUUCAGUGAAUUACUUUAUUUGCUUUAGAUUGACUUUUUGAUAUUGAAAUGAGCAUUGUAAUUAACACAUUGACAUUUCACAUUGCAUUUUAAGUUGCAACACUGUUUGUUCCUGAAUAUGUAAUAAAAUACAUUUUUAUACUCCUACAA
Paramisgurnus dabryanus is the source of this 1757-nucleotide messenger RNA. RefSeq lists its product as uncharacterized. NCBI's taxonomy places the organism in Eukaryota, Metazoa, Chordata, Actinopteri, Cypriniformes, Cobitidae. The record is from RefSeq and is a predicted model, not a curated record.